CAUAAACAUUGACACGGCCUUCAAUUACAAAAUUAAUUUCGAGCAGAACAGAACAACUGCGUACAUUUAAAACGUGGAAAACCAAAUUAAAUCUUACAAAAAUGAUGAAAAUAAAUAAAGGAAAUUCUUUGUGAAUAGGCAGUCAAAAAAUUUACGACAAAGUGAGAGUUUUCAAAGCGAAAACCAGCAUUACAAGAAAAUGAAAAAUAUCAAAUAUUGAAUGUGGUUUUUGAUAGUCUUUACGCUUAAUAAUACGACGAAGAAGAAGGUAUACAAUCGGACGGUGUUGGUCGGGGACACAAACUCACUCGCAUGCAAGUGGAUUUCGAAGCGGAGCGAGCAAAUGUUCAGUUGAAAAAAGACGCUUCCCGUGAAUCAUAUCGUCGAACAGUUUUCAGUUUUUCUCGUUUCGUUUAAUUUCAUUUGAAAUCGCAGAGUUCGUCGGAUUGCAUGUGAAACAUAUUGGAAAAUCCCUAAAAAGUAAAAAAUUGAAAACAUUAACUGGUGGUUUUUUGACGGGCAAAAUUACGCAAAUUUAAGCAAAGAUAGAAAGCUGGCAGUUGAGUAAAGCAAAAACGCAUUUUAAGUUGACGAGUAUCAAGUCGAUCUCAAGGUUUCGCUGCAAUUUUUUUGUAUGUGUUCUCAAUGCAAUUUCGCGUGAAUUUCGAUGCAUUUGUGAUGUGAUUGCUGAGUGCAGUGGGAGGUAUCAGAGGAAUCGGGUGUGUUUUCCUUGUUUUCUUUUUCUGGUGACUUAGACACACGGAAAGAAAGAAAGAAAGAAGAGUAAACCAACAGAGCGAACUACUUCUUUUUCAUCAUCCAUCUGUAACCUCAUUGCCUCCAUUCCAUUGUUGUUGGCGUAGUCGUAGUAGUACACACAACACCACGAGACGAGUGUUUGCAAUUCCAACUUUCAAUAAUAAUGGAUACAAUACUUAAAUGGUUAAACAAGCCGAAGGCAGAUGAUAAAUCGUUACUUGCUCGAUUUUUUCAUGCUGAUCGCGCUCUAGCAGCAGUAGCAAGUGAGCUAGACAGUUUCGAUGGCCGAGCUGAACCGGAUCGAUGUUCCCGAUUAGUCUCCCGGCUUCGUCAAGGACAAGAUAAAGUUUUGGCCAUUACAAACCUAAUCAUUGAAGAGCUACUGGGCGAUGAACGUGACCAACGGGCAUUUCGAGCCAAAUUUCCCGAAGAAGUCCUUCAAGAGAAUUUAGCCGGCCAGCUGUGGUUUGGCGCCGAAUGUCUUGCCGCCGGUUCAUCGAUUAUGAAUCGCGAACAAGAAAGCAAAGAAAUGCGCCCCCUGGCCGAGGCGGUAACGCGCAGUCUGAACAAUGUACGCCAUCUGUUGCGCGACCAAUGCUUGCGCAACAAUGUUCCGAAUAGUGAACGCUUAAAUUUGGAUAAAAAUGAUGCUGCCACCGAACAAUUGUACGAGAGUUUGAAACGUUUUGAUCGUUUAUUUGCCGAAUUCGAAUGGCGCUAUGUCAGCGCCAUGGUCCAGGUGAAAUCAAAGGAGGAAUACGAAAUGCAAGAGUUAAUAUGUGUCCUCUGUUCGGAGACCCUACAGAGAGCUUUAAAACUUGGCCUGUUGGAGCAGGAGCAGGUUGAUGCUUUUGAUCCGGCAUUAAUGUUUUCUAUACCGCGGCUGGCAAUUGUUGCCGGCCUAGUCAUAUAUCCCGAUGGUCCUCUGAAUAUGGAUAUGCCAGCUGAGGAAUUAUCGGAAAUGUUUCGACCAUUUCGUAGCCUAUUGAUCAAAGUUCGCGAGUACUUGAGAAAUCUCAAUGAAACGGAACUGUUUUAUUUGGAGCGUUUGCUCUGCACCAAUGAAGAAAUAAGUUUAAAGGACACAUUGAAAGCAAAACAAACAACAUUAGUAGACAAUAAUAAUGAAACCAACACUAGCAAAUAUUGUGGAGUAGCAAAUAGUGAAAAAAUCGACAAGGAAGAUACAGCAUCCUUACAACAAAACAAUACUACCUCCAAACUACAACAACAACAACAGCAACAACAAAAGUCAUGUAAAACGUUUAAGACAAAAAACAACGGUACCACCAAUAGGAGAGCAGACAGUCCCUCGCCCGCACCGUCCACAAGCAGUUCAUCGGAUGAUUGUUCUCCAUAUACAACACCCCUUUCAUCCACACCCUCAUCGCCAAGGUCUACACAUUCGAUGGCCUCCACUACCACUGCCGAGGAAACGAGUGGUGGUACAACAUCUCCAGACAGUUGGAUGGCCAAUGACGAUGUUGAUGUCCAUGAAUAUGACGACCACGACCACGAUGAUGAUGACAUAGAUGCUCACUAUGCUGACGAUGAUGAUUCGGAUAUUAACUGUGAUGACGACGAUAGUGACGAUGAUGAGGAUCACGUCAAUGACGACCACCUAUAUGAUUUGAACAAUGUCGUUGAGCAAAUCAUAAAUUUGGAAAUAGCCUCAGCUGAUUGUGCCUCUGGCUAUUUAAUCUCUAAUACCACAUUGGGUAAUCUUUUGCAGCCCCAAGAGGUGCCUUUAACGGACAAUUUUGUAGUAAGUGAUUCGGAUUUGCCCAAUCAAGAUGAUUACAAUGAUAAUCACGAAGUUGAGAUGCCCUCGACGAGUGUCAGGGCUUUUACUUCCGCUGAACAGACGGAGAGGCAAGAACAACAGCAUUCUAGCAACGAACAAGCAAAUCGAGACAACAACAAUUCAGCAGCUGUUGCCACCAACAGCACUAGUUUAAGUUUACAAGACUCGGAUAUCUCCGUAUCGCUACAAAGUUCACUAAAUCCAUCCAAUUCGUCAACGGUCCAACAACUGGGGCACAGACGUUAUAGCGAUGCACCACAGACAUGCAGCAAUGAUAAUCAACAACCACAACGAACCCAUCAUCGUCAUCACCACCAUCAUCACAGGCAUCAUCAUCACCAUCAUCGUCAUCAUCAGCAUAACAGUUCGACAACGGCAAGUGCAGCGACGGCAUCAUCGGCACCCCAACUAUCAACAGCGACUGCGAACAGUCGGAAACAGCAUCACUCAAACCAAAGUCAUCAUAACUCAUCGACGACAACAUCAGCUUCGUCGUCGUCGACCCAUUGUCGUCGUCAUCAUCACGCUCAUCAUCAGCGUCGUCCGCAUCGACACGGUGGCGACAGGCAUGAGCCAAAUGCCACCGGCCCAUUGCCGUGCGUUGAAUGUUCGACAAGUACGAAUAAACCCAAAGAUGAUGUUACUAUAUCAGAUAGUAAAGCUGCAACAUCAUUGGGUUUGGACAUAGAGACGCCGUCGUCAUCUUCAUCGCUUUUAGAGGAUAAUAAAACUGUGGUCAGAUCUGGAGGACGUAUGAAAUUUAAGAGCACUGAAAAUCUGCUGCAUCGUUUGUUUGUCUCAAUUGCCGGAGUUGCUGAUCAGUUACAAACUAACUUUGCAUUUGAUUUACGUCAAAUAUUGCGCAGUGUGUUCCUAAUCAAUAUGUCGCCGGCCCUAGAAGAGCUCGACAUACCAGAGAAACCGAAAGAGAAUGAACUGUUUGAAUUUCGGGCUUCGGAAAAUGAUGUGAUACAGGAGAGUGCUGGCUCCAGCCAGAGCAUUUACUCGGCUGAAGAAGUUAAUCCUGAAGGUGAUAAUCAAAGUCAGAAUAGUAACAGCAGCAGUAAUAGUGGUAAUAGCAGUGGCAGUUCCAAUGAUAGUAACCGGGUAUAUCGGCAUUCGACGGGUAGCACUGCUGUUGUCUCACCACCAACACAUUCUGCGGCUACGGUAGCCAGUGCCGCACUUCAACGUCAACAAAUUGAACGUAGUCGUAGUCUGGAUAAUCAACAGAUACUACCAAGCACGCACCAAAAUCAAAGCACUCCUCCGCCACCCUCACAACAUUCAGAACAAAAUCACCAAGUGUAUAGGAAUCGUCAUCAUUCAACGGGUAGCAGUACAACACCAUCGUCAUCGGAAAAUAAUUCGCCUGUUUGUGAACGGUCCACAACAGCAACAACAACGGGGACAACGACGGCGACAAAUGGAGGCGGAGGAGUCCAUCGUCGUGUAUCCGAAUCAAAUGCAAAUAGUAUGCCACCACAGCAAACUGCGCCGACAUCAAGGCCGGUUCAUUUGUCGCCACCUGCUUGGAUACCGGAUCAGAAGGCGCCACGUUGUAUGUCUUGUAACACUCCAUUUACUGCAUUUAGACGUCGUCAUCACUGCCGCAAUUGUGGUGGGGUAUUUUGUGGUGUUUGUUCAAAUACCUCGGCCCCGUUGCCCAAAUACGGUCUAACCAAGGCUGUGCGUGUGUGUCGUGCCUGCUAUGUUCACGAGUUAGGGCCCAAUUCAAAUGGUAAUCCCCAAAACCAAUCGCCACAACAUCACCGCCACCAACACCACCAGCCCCACCACCAGUUAGUUAGUCAAACAGCAACAACCAACAACGAACCUUCCCGUUUGCGUCGUCCUGUUACAACUACUAGAGCCUUUGAUUAGUAGAGAAUUUUAUUUGUUUUAUGCUUAUUUAUAUGUUAAUGUGUUGUUUUUUUUUGUUUUCUCGGUUAGGUAGUUUCCCUAUGAAGUUAUAAAGAGGAAGUGUUGAUGGCAAGGAACGGCAAAGUUGCAAAAUUUUAGGGUUCAAUUUCUACGGCUUUUGUCCUUCUGGAUUCAAUGUUUAGUUUUUUUUUUAUCAAAUCUGACAAUUUAUAUUGGUGUAAUAUUUGAGUAGGAACUUUUUAGGUAUUGAUAUAGAGUUAGAUUUUUUUGAACUUAGAAUUGAAAAAUUUGUUUUAUCUUCGAAAUGCUUUUAUUUUUUUCACUGAAAUCUAUUUUAGUAUAAUGAAAACUGAUUUAUUUUAAUUGGCACCUUGUUUUGUUCUGAAUAACCUGUAGAGAUAUAACAAUUUCGCCCUUUUUCGUUAAUAAGUUAUUUGGCCAAGCUGUAAACACCCCUCAUAUUAUCAGAUUAACAUAAUUUUUUAUGAUCCAUCAUAAAUUUUUUAUUUAGAAUCCAGUGGAUUUCCACUUUCAAUACCAUUGUGUGUAUGUCAAAUAAAAUCCGUUGGAUUUUCAUAUUUGACUUAUGUGAGAAAGAGUUGACAGUAAUGCAACUUUUGAAAGAAAGACAGUUUUCAACAAAUUCUUUCAACUUUUGAUUAUUGGUAAGGUCCAGAACUACAAGGAUGUAAAAGUUUUCCCUACGAUUGCUAAUUUUUCCCUUAUUAAGAUGUCAAAAAAAAAAUUGCAAAACUAGUAUAUUCCUGCAGUAUCUGGAAGAGAUCAUCUGUUUUUAUAUCAACAAGCAUUUGGAGUUUAAACUCUGAUAUUCGAUAUCUAAUUAAUUUGUUAUACCAUCAGAAAUUGAUGCUUGGUUUAUUUGUUUAUUAGGCAUUACUCCACGAUUUCCCUGAAGGAUUUUUUAUGUAUUUCAAAUUAAAAGAGUAUCUUGACAGAAGAUAGUAAUUCGUUUUGAUAAAGACAUCCAAUUCGCCAUGUUCCUUUGCCAGUUAGAAGCACUUCCAAACAUAGAAGCAAACAAAAAAAUGGGUUUGGGAUAAAAUAACUAUUUUGUUUAGCUUUAUUAUAAAGUGUUAUAAUUUCUUCAAUAUUGAAUUUGUGUUAAUAUCAUUAUUAUUUGUAUUUUUACUCAAAACACAAUCUCUACCAUCCGAACAUGUUUUUUUUCUCGUUAAGAUUGAACUUCCCUGUACAGUUGCGUUUUUUGUCGGUACCUUUUUUUGUUGGUAGAAGUUUUCCAAUGCCCAAACUAAGAUCUGUUGUAAAUUUUCCAUACAUUUACUUUUUCUUUGUCAAGAAUUUGUAAUAAUUCGUUUUUGUUCUCGUUUUAUUAUUAUUACUAUUAUUAUUAUUGUAUUUACAAAUAUUCUUUUUUUAUAUAAUUAUAGGACAUACACAAUAUGAUAAUGUGUAGUAAAAUGUUUAGUGUAUAUUAUUAGAAAUUGAAAUGAGUAUAUAAUCAUAAUUCAAUGUGAAUAAAUUUACUUUUUUUUACAUAAGACAAUUAGACAAUAACAAAUUUCAAUUUGUUGUAAAACGUAUUCAAUAAUAAAAAUUAAAAAAAAAAAAAUCUAAAAUUAUUUGUUUUAUUUGAUCCUAUUUUUAUAUUUAUCCAGAAAUUAUCUUGAAUUAGAGUUUUAUAAAACUACAUACAUAUUUAGGGAGAGAUGAAAAAUUGCAACCAACUUUAGACUGCUGUCAUUUCUAAGCCACUUGUCCGACAGCUGUUAAAAUUAUUCCAGUGACAGCUCAUUAUAUUGUUUACAAGCGUACAAAAGCAUUUUGGUGAGAAUUUUCCAGAAAAAAAGUUAUUCGUGAUGGAAUUCAAGCGUGAUAGUGUGAUUUCUUUAUAUUUGGCUGGAAAACCACAAGUGGCUAUCAUUAGUGCACUUCAGCAUUUAAAUGUGUAUAAAUCUUUUGUGUCUCGUACCAUAGCUCGUUACCGUGAUAAUGGUCGUCAAGGAAGUGGAUGGCAGAAAACAGCAACAUCAG
Messenger RNA from Musca domestica (house fly), 6460 nucleotides. RefSeq names its product lateral signaling target protein 2 homolog. Gene Ontology annotation, cellular component: early endosome membrane. The coding region runs from base 923 to 4447 and encodes 1174 amino acids. The record is from RefSeq and is a predicted model, not a curated record. Lineage: Eukaryota; Metazoa; Arthropoda; Insecta; Diptera; Muscidae. The transcript has 5 exons. Gene Ontology annotation, molecular function: metal ion binding.